AUUUAAGAAUAUCAAGAGAAGAUAUGUCUGAAGAAAAUAAGGAAGAAGUUAAGGGAACAACUCAUACUGAUGAAGAUCAAUACCACCAUGGGUUCGGAAAUCAUUUUGAAUCUGAGGCUAUCGAAGGAGCCUUGCCAAAACACAGAAAUAACCCUCAGCAAUGCAAAUUUGGAUUAUAUGCAGAACAACUCUCUGGGACUCCUUUCACAUAUCCAAGAGCUAAGAUGCAAAGGAGUUGGUUGUAUAGAAUAAUGCCAACAGUAGCUCAUCCUCCUUACAAAGCUCUGAAGGAUUACAAUAACUUGUGGAUCGCUAACUUCGCUAGAGAUGAUGAUGAGGAAGUAUUUACCACUCCUCAGCAAAUGAGAUGGACUCCCAUUGAUCUUCCUUCUGAAGAGAUCACAUUCGUGCAGGGUAUCCAAACAGUAUAAC
This is a messenger RNA of Moneuplotes crassus, 432 nucleotides long. Lineage: Eukaryota; Ciliophora; Spirotrichea; Euplotida; Euplotidae. The record is from the annotation of a GenBank genome assembly.